This is a messenger RNA of Theobroma umbraticum, 2994 nucleotides long. RefSeq names its product GBF-interacting protein 1 (gene GIP1). The record is from RefSeq and is a predicted model, not a curated record. Gene Ontology annotation, cellular component: nucleus. Lineage: Eukaryota; Viridiplantae; Streptophyta; Magnoliopsida; Malvales; Malvaceae.
CCUCUCUUAGCAUUCGUCAACAUCAAUAAAAAAAAAGAAGAAAAACCCAAAAAAAAUUUUAUAGUAUACUUUUUUCUUUCUCAUUAUUAUUCAUCUUGAAUUAUGUCCUACUUAUUAGAAAUAUAAAUACAUAACCAAUUCAUUUCGGGUUUUCUUUUUUUUUUUCUUUGUUUUCUUUCUUCUCUCCUUUGUCCAUUACUCUGUUCUCUUUUCUCUCUUUGCUACCAUGAGCAGCAAAGGUGGCGGCGGCGGCGGUGGUGGACGUGGAGGUGAGGGGUCAGAGGUUUCGAUCCCAGACAAUGCAAAGAAAACGAUCCAAAACAUAAGGGAGAUCACAGGGAAGCAACACAGCGAUGAAGAAAUCUAUGCAGUGCUCAAAGAGUGCUCUAUGGAUCCUAAUGAAAGUGCCCAAAAGCUCCUUUAUCUGGAUACAUUUCAUGAGGUGAAAAGAAAACGCGAUAGGAAAAAGGAGACAACUAAUAUGAUGCAGACAGCUGGUACACAAGGACGAGGGGGCCGGGGCAAUCGGGGGAAAUAUUAUACAUCAGCUGAUGCUGGAGGUGGAAGGAAUGCAUCUGCUCGAAGGGAGAAUGGGGUUAAUAAUACCUCAGAUAGGGGUUCUAUGCCUUUGUCAGUCUCUCAGAAAGCGAAAAGUAAUGCAGCACCUCAGACAACAAAAACACCUACUGCCAUGCCAAAUGGCACUACAGCUUUACCCAAUGGGAGCUCCAGUCUUGGACGUGGAUCCCAAUUGUCUGCAGGUGGUGCUAGUAAUGAAACUAAAGAUGGCUUACUUGCAAACAAGCUAGUGACUGUUUCAGUGCAACCAGCUGUCACAGAACCUCCUGCCCCCACUGCUCAUUCCUUUGGCUCUCUGAUCAAAGAUCAAGAGAAGUCCACAUCAAAUUCUAAUCCGUCAUCAACUUCUGCCACUUCAAUAUCCGUGCCUGGUGUCUGUUCAUCUGCUGCAGAUCCUGUGUUGGCACCAACCGUGUCCCAUCAUGUUGGUGCUGUGAGUACAAUAAAACGUGACAUUGGAAACCAACGGGGAGCUGCUGAAGUAAACCAUACUCAAGGAAACAAACAUGUUCCCCAUGAUAUUAAUGUAUCUAAGACUGAGAAAGCAGCCUCCGAGGUUCCAAGCCCAAAGCCUGGAAAGAAGGCCCUGAGCAAAUCAAAGGUUGCUGAACAGGUUCAGCAGCCCGAGACUAUAGAGCCCUCCUUACUACAAGUGGUCACAUCUGAGGUUGCAGCUGUCAUUAUUGAAGACAAUUCUCAAUUACUUCCCGAUUCAAAUGUUCCCAAUGGCCAACAUGUUACUUUUCCCACCCACUUCCAAGUCUCUGAAGCAUUGAAAAAUGGCUUAACUUUUGGAAGCUUUGAUGCUAGUUUUGGACAAGGAACAAAACACGAUAACAGCACUAGCGUGGAGAUUAACUCUGCAUGCCCUGUUGAAACUUCUCAUGGUAAUGAUGAAACUGCUGGAGAGCCAUCUUCCAGUAGCCAAUGUAUAUUAUCAGCUGUGGAAGGGGAUAAUUCUGAUCGACCACAAUCUCCUUCUGAGUUUGAGAAAGUGCCGGAAUCAGAUGGCAAUAUUUCAUCUGAUGCAGACUUGAAAGGCAACCAUUCAAACCAAGAAAUGCAUUUGCACCCUGAAGUUAAUCAGAGUGUCAUUCCAAAUGUCCCAAGCUAUGGGUUUGGUUUUAUGCCAGCAUCAGCUAGCCACCUUGCACAGUUUGAUGGACCUGAGGCUCGGGCACCUGAUGCUUCUCGCCUUAUAAACUUUGCUAGUGGGAAUUCUCCAGCUCCAUCCGGCAGUUCAACACCACCUGUUCAGAGCUCCGUUGCAGCAGCCCCACAAGCAGUUCACCUUUUCAGGCAGCCAUUUCCCCCUAAUUACUUUCCCUAUCCCCACUAUCUUCCACCUUUUUAUAUGCAUCCGAUGCAUCAAUAUUUAAACCCCAGUGGGCUUCCCCAGCAGCCUUCAACUGGUAAUGUAUACAUGCCACCUGGAGCAGCUGCACCUGGGGUCAAAUUCCCUCUUCCACAGUUCAAGCCUGGAACUAAUGCAGGAAAUCCUGCUCACCUCACAAUCCCAUCUGGCUAUGGUCCAUUGACUUCUCCGCCCGUUGGUUUCAAUAUAUCUGUUCCAUCGGCGACAUCUGGAAGCUCUAGCAGUAAGGAGGAUCUUGCAGCAUCGCAGUUGAAGGAAAAUCAUAUAUACACAACAGGACCACUGAACGACGGUUCAGCUCUCUGGAUGCCUGCACCAGGGCAAGAUUUAUCCAACUUGCAGGUUAAUUCUUUGUACAACCUCUCUCUUCAUGGCCAACAGGUUCCUUUCUCUCCUGCACAGGCUGGUCAUGGGGCCUUUGCUGGACUUUAUCAGUCACCACAAACAAUGGCUGCUCCUUCCAAUGUUAAUACCCUUCUACAGCAGUCUCAAGCCAUGGCUGCAGCUGUCGAAACUGUGGGUCCCCCAACUGGUGCUUAUCAGCAGCCUCAACAUGCACAGAUAAAUUGGAACACUAAUUACUGAACUGUUAAAAUCUUGCGAGGAUGCAACAUAGAAACACUUGGAGGAACCUUCGGGAGGUUGAAGCUCUUGCCUGCUUUUUGGAGUGUAAAUAUUAAAGGCAUCUCAGAUUUAUUAGGGUAAUGUCUGGUGGGGAAAUAUGUUGCUGACUUGUUUUGCCCUUUUUCUUUUUUGCUAUCUUUCCCCCAUUCCUUUCAGUGUUGUCCUGGGUAGCAAACUUUUUGCUGUUUCUAUUGGAACUUAUUAUUCUCAUAAGAUACUCUAUAGGAAUUGAAGAGGUCAAUAGAAUUAGGUGGGAUUUUGCCAAAAUUUUUCCUUUCUAAUGUCUCACCUGUAUAUUAAAUUUUGAAUAGGGAGGAAGGAUGAUACAAGCUGUAAUUGGUAUAUGAGAAGGUGCUUUUAGUUUCUUUGAUUGACUGAUGGCCGUAUUUAAUGAAAAAGCUACCUAGUUGUUGUCA